AUGGACACCUCCACGCUCCUCUUCAUAGCAGCAGCACUCACAGUCUUUCUCUUCUUGAAAUGGAUGAUCCAGCCCAUUCCGCAAGAGACAGAGUUCCUCAACCACGCCACAGGCGCAACGAGAUCGACCCCCAACAACGAGCAUAACCACGCCUCCACAACCGCUACAGCAGGCUCAACCACCUCCGCCACGUCGCGCAGGAACAGACGGCCCGUAACGGACUCCAUGAUCGAAGUAGUGCAAGCAAUCGCGCCCCAGCUCACACCAGAACAGAUCCGGUACGACUUGGAACAGACGGGCUCCGUGGAGUUGACGAUUGAUAAGUUCAUGGAACAAGGCACCUUGCCCUUCCCGCCCGAUUACGUUCCUCCAGCUCCCGCGGAGGCUCCUGGGGCGGCGGUGAAGCGCGAGACGGGGGCGUUGGACGUUGAGAGGAAUUUGUUUAAGCGGUACGGCAUCGAUGUCGAAAACCCGGUGUUGGACUCGGAUGACGUGUUGACGAAUCGGAGAAACAAGAUGAUUGUUGAUGCGAGAGCUCGGUUGGCUAAACAGAUGGGAUAG
Molecule: messenger RNA, 561 nt
Organism: Lodderomyces beijingensis
Lineage: Eukaryota; Fungi; Ascomycota; Pichiomycetes; Serinales; Debaryomycetaceae
Source: the annotation of a GenBank genome assembly